GCCUUGUAUGAUUAAUUUGGAGGAAAAUUGAUUUUCAGAGAGUAAGAAAUCUUUCAGUAAAUCUCUAGCCCAAACCAAAGGGCUUUUGUAUAUUUUCCUUCUUUUGAACACACAUCUUGUGUACAAUAUACAAGGAAUGCACUAUGACAUCCCAACUUCUGGAACCCUUACACUGCCAUGUGGUAGUGUGCACCACACUGAGACAUGUUCUUUUAGGGAAGGGUAUUUCUCAGCAAAAGUUAAGAGCAGAGGAGAGUGCCCUGUCAGAGUCUCUUUAAAGCAGCCCUUUGAUUACCAUAGCUCCACCCAGUGCUUAUCCAGUUACCAGUCCCUCCUCAGCUAUUGGAUGAGUGUUCCUAAUCAUGCAAGGUAGUGAAUCCCUGGGGGGGUGGGGCUGGGUCUGAAAGAACUCCUUUGGCAGGCAGAAUAGAGGUUUUAUUGAGGAUAUUUCUAAACUAACCAUCAGGGACUAAGUCACUGGAUUGUAAAAAAAAAAAAAAAAUAGAGCCGAAUCACUCUGCUCCCUCUCCUUUUUUCUCUCUCUCACUCUGUUCAUUUCAGUGAGCGGCACAGAGCACAGCAGCUCUUGAGCACCCAGCAGCACACAGAAUGCAAGGAAUCUAUCCCCUUGUUAUAGACCAACAACCCAAGUACCAGGGUUGAGAGAAGAUCUUAGAGGAAACUAAGGGUGGUAUUAGAACCCAAAAGAGGAAAAUUACAGAAACGGAGAAGAAAAACAAGGAGGAUCAUUGGUUGAGCAUUUGACACUGGGGUUUAGAGUUGUCUUGUUGCCCUCUCUGAGUGUCCUGGAUCUCAGUCCUCUCCUCUCCAUCCCUGUGCAGACAAGGUCAUGCGGUGGCUAAGGAGACUGGUGCUCUCCAUGUGCAUGUUUCUUAUUUUGCUUCAUGGCGUGGAGCUGGCUGUACCCCUGGAGGAGUUCUACCCAUUUGGCCUGGAUGAAGGUGACUCCCAGACCAUCGAGCAAGAUGAUGGAGGAUCAGGACUGGUAGCGAUCUCUGUGGCUUUCCCUUUCUUCGGAGAACAGCACAUUGGACUCUAUGUCAACAACAAUGGCCUGGUGUCUUUCCUGAGGGAGGUGUCCCAGUUCACCCCUGUAGCAUUCCCCAUUGCUGGAGACCGCAGGGUGGUGGCUCCAUUCUGGGCAGAUGUAGACAACCGACGGGCAGGAAAAGUUUUUUAUCGAGAGAGCAAACAUCCUGCCAUCCUGAGAAAAGCCACUGCAGACAUUAAUCGUUACUUUCCUGAAUUCCCUAUGUUUGUCACUACAUGGGUGCUGAUUGCUACCUGGCAUCAAGUCACAUUUUUUGGUGGCAGCUCAAUAACUCCGGUCAACACAUUUCAGGUAGUUCUCAUUACCGAUGGUGAGCUCUCCUUCACCAUCUUCCAGUACCACAAUAUUUCUUGGACAACAGGGAUGCAUGCUACCAGCGGUGGUGACCUAGCAGGCUUGGGAGGCAUAGCUGCACAGGCAGGUUUUAAUGCUGGCGAUGGGAGGCGCUAUUUCAAUAUCCCUGGCUCUCGGACAGAUGAUAUUGUUGAAGUUGAAACCACCACAAAUGUGGGCUAUCCUGGUCGUUGGGUCUUUCGUAUUGAUGAUUCUCAGGUGCAAGUGGGCAGCUGCAAUGAUUCAGCUUCGGUCUGUGCUAACUUAAGGCCUUGUCAAAAUGGUGGCUGCUGCAUUGACGACUGCAUCACUGGAAAUCCCUCUUUCACUUGCUCGUGUUUGGCUGGCUUCACUGGACGCAGGUGCCAGAUAGAGGUUGAUGAGUGCUCUUCAUACCCCUGUCAGAAUGGAGGCACAUGUGUGGACAAGAUCAACCACUUCAUCUGCCUAUGUCCAGUGGGAUUCAUAGGGACCACAUGUGAGACAGACAUAGAUGAGUGCCAAGAGACCCCAUGCCUCAAUGGAGCACAGUGCAUACAGGGUGUCGGCAACUUCACCUGUGUAUGCCAAGCAGGUUACACUGGGUUCCUAUGCGAGUCAGAUAUCAAUGAAUGUGCAUCCACGCCAUGUUUGAAUGGAGGUGUAUGUGAAGACCUGGUGAAUAACUACACCUGCGCCUGUACAACAAACUUCACUGGAAGCCACUGUGAGACAGAGUUAGUUGUCAUGGAAAAUUCCUCUACUACUGAUGCUGCAAAUCAGACAGUUUCCUGCGAUGGAGAGAAUUGUGAAAAGCGUCAAAUCUGCGAGUAUAUUGGCUCUGGAAACUACAACUGCACCUGCACCCCAGGUUACUACGGUGACGACUGUGAAGAGGAGUGUCCCUGUCAGAACGGAGGGGUUUGUGUUGAUGUGAAUGGCACCUGUGAAUGUCCAACAGGCUUCACUGGACUCUACUGUCAGUUUGAGGUAACACAAACACCCUGUAGUAACAACCGACCGUGUCCGGAUGGAGGUCCAUGCUUAGAGUAUGGCGGCACAUACCUCUGCACCUGCCAAACUGGUGUUGACUUUGAUCACAAGGACUUCUACCCAUAUGUACAGCCCCGAUCAGCCUGCGAUUCCUUACCGUGUCAGAAUGGAGGCUAUUGCUAUGAGAGAGAUGGAGGCUAUAUUUGUGAGUGCAAGCAUGGCUACAGAGGCAAGCAUUGUGAAAGAGUCAGAUUAAGUAUCUGUGCCUCUAGUCCCUGUCGUAAUGGAGGCACUUGUAAAGAAGAAGCUGACAGCUACCGAUGUGUCUGUCCCUACCGUUUCACAGGGAAACACUGUGAAGUGGGAAAGCCAGAUCCUUGUGCUUCCAGUCCCUGCCUGAAUGGCGGAACAUGUUUCCACUACAUUGGUAAAUACAAAUGUGAGUGCUCCGCAUCCUUCGUAGGAAGACACUGCGAGAUCAACAGAGGAUCCAAUCCGACUUUGGAGGGUCUGGACUGUGGCCACCCUGUGAAAGUCAAGCACGCAGAGGUGCAGUAUUCCUCCACUACCCCAGGCUCGAUGGCUCUGUAUUCAUGCCACCCAGGCUACACUCCCCUUCCCAGGGCCACCCAGAGCAUCUGCAGCAGCCAGGGGUCCUGGAGCCAGCCUCCAGUCUGUGAAGAGAUAAACGAGUGUUUGUCUCAGCCAUGUAUGAAUGGGGGAACUUGCCGUGAUAGGGUAGCCUCCUACCUGUGUGAAUGUGAAGAUGGUUUUAGUGGCCAGCGCUGUCAAACAGAUAUUGAUGAAUGCCUUUCCGAGCCAUGUAAGCACGGAGGUACUUGUGAGGAUCAGCCUGGUUCUUACUUCUGUCACUGCCAGCAGGGCUAUGCCGGGCAGGACUGUGAGAUAGAACAGGAUGGAUGUGAGCCAAAUCCUUGCUUGAAUGGAGGCGUAUGCCGAGGCUACAGGAGGAACCACCUGUGUGUGUGUAAAGAGGGUUAUGUUGGAGACCGCUGCCAGACAUUGGAGAACCCGUGUGUCCUGCAGCCGUGCGGGAACCGAGGCGUCUGUUGGAGUGAUAGAAGGGGGAACUACAGCUGCGCCUGCAGGGUGGGCCACACAGGGAGAGACUGUGAGAGAGACCUGUUGCCUCCAUCUGGCCUGCAUGUGUUGCGGGUAGAAGAAAAUGAAGUCGAGUUACGCUGGGAUCAGUCAGAUGCCACUCAGAAUUUAAUCAGCGGCUUUGCUGUUGCCUAUGCUCCUAUUGGUCGUGGACCAAGGAAGACAGACUUCCUGGAGAAGCAGCAUUCUACCUAUGUACUACAGGGCCUGAACCCCGGACAGCUUUACAACAUCUCCACGUUCUCCGUCAAACGCAACACCAACAGUAACGACAUAAGCCAGCCAGCUUUCGCUCUCAUCCGCACUAGGCCACGUAAGGUGGAACAGCUGGAGGUAGUGGAUGUGUCGUCCUCUCAGGUAUGGCUGAGGUGGCUGGUGCAUGUUGGCCGACAUGCAGCGGUCAGUCAGGUUCGGGUGUCUCUGGUGCCUGCAGAUGGAAGUGGACCUCGCACAGCCGUGCUCAAUAGCAGCGUCACAGAGUACUCCUUCAGCACAUUGCUCCCAGGUCAGAUGUAUACAGUAGAUGUAGUCACACAGAGUGGUUUGCGCCCUGAAGACCUGCCAUCAACAAGCAAAUCUGCUGGGCCACUGCAUUUCUGGACCAGACCGCUUCCACCUCAGAACCUUUCACUCUCCCACAUCACUAUCACAUCUGCUCGAAUCACAUGGGACCAUCAUCCUCGGAAUCUUCCAGACGGUUUUGUGGUCAAUAUUACUCACGGCCUGAGCACCCGUAGCCGCUACCUACCUGAUGGAAGUUUAGGGACUUAUACACUACGAGACCUCACUCCAGGACAACAUUACCGACUUGCCCUCACUGCAGUGCGCAAAACGGGCCAAGACAACAUUCAGAGCGUCCCUCAACACCUAGCCUUCACCACACUACCAGUUCCAAAGGGCCAAAGCAGAGGUGAGAGACCUAAGGGAGGACAGGACUCCCAGACAGGACAGACCUUGACACAAGUUCAAGAUGGAGGCACAGAUGACCACACAGAACUCCUUGAAGAGCCACAAAGAUAUACAGAGCUAAUUGACGGAAGAGGGAGAAUUACAGCUAAAUUUACCAACCUUCCACAAAAAACCAUCAGACACCGCACAAAGCCUGAACCUCCAAUCAAAUUAGAAAAGAUGGAAGAAACCACCAAUAAGAUAAGUCUAGCUCUGGAAAUUCCUGAAGAAGCGACAAAGAGUAAAUCUGAGUCAUCCCAAGACUGCAGAACUCAGCCCUGCCAGAAUGGAGGAACAUGUGUGCAGAUCAACGAGUCACUCAGCUGCAACUGUGCCGCUGGUUUCAAGGGCAGACGGUGUGAGCUAUAUUGUCAGCGAGUAUCUCACCCAUGUACUCGCCUUUACUCCGAAACAAAGAGUGUGCCUGUGUGGGAGGAUGGUGUCUGCCAUUAUUUGUACAAAAGGACAUAUAAAGUUCAGCAGGAUGUUUGUUUUAGAGAGAUCUGUGAGCCUUUGCUGCCUAAGAAAGUACUGCCUAAGACUCCAAACAGAAGAACUCAAAAACAACAACAAUAGUGGAGGCUGAACCAAUGAUAACUUUGGGGAGUAACUGCUUCUCUCAGUCUUAGUUUAAAUGAGGAUGCAUUACCGUCAUUGUUCACCCUUUUUUGCAUCACUGGUCACAUUUCAUUGGCUUCAUUGUCCUAUGGACGUUUAUUUGUUCAUUUACAGCUCCAGGGCCGUAUUCAUGCAAAUUCUUUGUGCAAAGAGUGGCUCUUAGUGACAAAAUUCUAAGAAAGUUUCCCCUUAAAAUUAAAGAGAAGAUCCUAGUAAAGAUAAAAGUUAUUCACAAAGCUUUUUUAAAGAGCUCUUAAGGUCAAAAGGUGUUAGAAGAAUACGGAGUAGGACUUUUAAGUCACUGUCAUCCAUUGUCUCCAACACAUUUCUUCUCCCUCUUCGUCUUUUGGCCAUUUUCUCCUCUGCUAAAGAAACUCUGAAGGUUCUUAAUUAUAUGCUAGAUUAGAUCAUGUUUGUGACCCAUCUUAUUAGAGACAUGACAACUAUAUAUACAGUCCUUAACAGAUUUAUUAAACCACCACCCAAUGUAGGGUUUGCCCCACAGCUGCCCUAAACUAACAGUAUUGAUGAUUGCCAAAAUUAUUUUUUAUUUUUCUGUAAUGAUUAAUCCACCGGUAUGUGUAAGCUCUUUAGUCACAGUAGUAUUUCUAAUGCUAAAAUAGAAUUAUUGCUGGGAUUUAAUGGAUUCAAAGAUAGAUCACACAACAGUUUCAUCAAAAGCAAGUCUUUGGGAACAGCUAGAAACUAUUUGGAAGUCAGUAACAACAGAGAUUGUGGAAAAGUAUAUAAAAACAAUGGCAGCAAGAAUGCAAGCUGUUUUCAAGGCGAAAGGAGGCCAUAUAAAAUAAAAAAAUUUUUUUUUUUUUUUGCUUUUUGCCAUUAUGUGUGAAUACUAGAAUAAUAGAAGACUAUUUAGUUGUUUCAGUUUAUUUGCCCAAUAAAUGAAUAUUUUUAGUUUUGAAAAAGUUUUUGACAGAUUCCUAAAAAAAAAAUUGUUCUUACUUUAUUAUGACAGGUGGUCUAAUAAAUUUUUGUGUGUGUGUAUGUAUAUAUAUAUGUAAUUAUGUAACUGUAAUUUCAAAGUGAAGGCUUAUAAUAGACCCUAUUUAAAUGUUUUUUUUUCUUCUUCUUUUACAACCAAUCACAGUCUUCAGAAGAAUGUGUUGUACCUAGCAACGGGGCAGCCCCACCUCCUCACUAAGAUGAAAGUUUUUGUCUCAGAAUUGCUCUCAGAUUGGUCCUGAAUGGCCCUUAAGCUACGAUUCUUUGUUGGAAAUUUUUUUAACGAAUUACGAGCUUUCUGAGAGGAUUCAGAAGAAUACGGGCCGAGAUCUGUAGAUGACCUUGACCAUAUGAUUUAGGAGUUAUCUGCAUCAAAUAGCAUACCUCAAAUGUAAAUAUUAUGUGAUUUUGACAUGUAGUGGCCGUCAAGUCCCUCAGGGAAUUUUUUGCCUGUUCAGUUUUUUUGCCUAUUGCCUGAAUUGCCUGUUCAGUCUCCAGAAGCUACAAGUAUUUUCAUUCAACCAUUCAUUCAAACCUGGUUCUCUCCUACAGCAAAUUCAUACAAAAUACUGGGGGAAAAAAAUGUCAUACCAUUGUUUCUGUUUGUGUAAAGGAAAACUGUCUGCUAGCUACCAUGUAAAUAGUGUUUAUAGUCUGUUUUUGUAGUUUAAUAUUUUAAUAAUAAAAAUGUUAAAACUU
Molecule: messenger RNA, 6727 nt
Organism: Cyprinus carpio (common carp)
Lineage: Eukaryota; Metazoa; Chordata; Actinopteri; Cypriniformes; Cyprinidae
Gene: sned1
Product: sushi, nidogen and EGF-like domains 1
Biological process (GO): heterophilic cell-cell adhesion; cell-matrix adhesion; establishment or maintenance of epithelial cell apical/basal polarity
Cellular component (GO): protein-containing complex; plasma membrane
Molecular function (GO): protein binding; calcium ion binding
Source: RefSeq, a predicted model, not a curated record